Seminavis robusta is the source of this 459-nucleotide messenger RNA. The record is from the annotation of a GenBank genome assembly. Lineage: Eukaryota; Bacillariophyta; Bacillariophyceae; Naviculales; Naviculaceae.
AUGCUUCAGCGAAAGUCAAUUUUUGCAUUGCUCUUGACAGCCUUGUGCUUGGCCGUAUGCAUGGGGCAAAAUAACAAUGGAAACAACCCUGAUAAUGGAGGAGGUGGCGGUGGCGGUGGUGGCAACCUCCAGAUUUGGUCUCAAGAAUAUCAGUUCCAGUUCAAGCAUUGUGUUCUUGGCAUCUGCGGUAGUUGGCAAAACCUCCCCAACAGCCUUUGGUGUGUCAUAGAAUACAUAAAUACCGGUGCGGGAGAAUCUACGAGCUUCAAAGACAAACUCAAUGGAAACGACUUUCCCAAUACUAGUUUGGCUUCGCGAACUAGACUCAAGCGCGUCAAUACCAGCCCGGAGGAGAGCCGCCACUGUAGGCAGCGUGAUGACAUUGGAGCCGGCGGUUGCGGUGAUAUUGUCAGCGCCCUAGAAAGGACUGCCGACUUUGAACUAUGGGGUCAGUGCUGA